UCGGGCCUGCCGCAGCUGUAGAGAUAAACGUUGGGAGUUGGACGGGGUAGCAGAGAAACAGGGGCUGGGGGGUCGGUGGGAGGACUUGCGAUGAGCUUUCGUGUUUCCGAGCUUUAGAAUUAAAAGCCUGACCCGGGAGGAAGUUGGCGUCUAGUUGUUAUAACAACCCGGCGGUAGGCGGGACCAGGGCGGGGCUAACGGGCUGCAGCCCAGAAACGGACGUGGAGGCGGAGUCAGGAUUCGGAGGGACUGGAGCUGCCCUUUGGCUGGGUGAGAGGAGCUCCUCAACCUGGCAGGAUGUACCCCUUGUCUGCUGGGUGAAGGAGCUCCUGAGGACCCUUCACGGCCUGGUUCGUUGGCACCGCAUAUUCCAACAACUGAAAUCUUCUCCAAACAUAUUGGGCAAUUUUCACUCCUCUGAGUUCUUAGAUGAUCUUCCCGCAGCCUGUAAAGCCUUUUCCUCCCUUAUUGCAUUGUCCUCCUGAAGAAUUUAUCAGUCUCUGGCAGUCCACUUCAUCCAAGUGAUUUUGUUGCCCUCUGAUCUGCCCUGCAGCCAGAGAACACCCCUGAUAUAUAUACCAGAUGUGUCCACAUCAUGCCGUUCCCAGGCCAUGGUGAACCAAGCUCCUGCCCAUGCUCCUGCUCCUUGGAUGAUGGUGCGCUGAGAAGCAUCCCUUGAGUCCCAACCCCCAUGACAUCCCAAGACAAAGAUGUGGGGCUGCCACUGUCCUCUCCCUGGGACGCCAUCAUGGAGGCCGUCAGGGAGCAGCUCCCAACCCUGGACUCGGAUUCCUCCUUGUCAGACUGUGAGGAAGAGGAGCUGUUCAUCUUCCAGCGAAAUCAAACUGCCCUGAUUCCAGAUUUGUCAGAGGAACUGGCUGAAGACUCUGCAGGGGCCUUGGUCACUACCUCAGGGUCUCCUCCUGAGCCAGCUGCGUGGCCUGUGGGACCCACCCCAGAUGCCUGGAGGGAGUGGACCGCAGGGACCCAGGAUUCAGCCUCCCUGGAAGGAAGGGCCUGUGUUGGGCCUUUGCACUCUCUUUUCAGGAUGCCUGCGGAGACCCACGGAUUGCAGAAUCCCUGGUGGCCACAGGGAAAGUCCACCCUCUUUGCCCAGGAAGCAGGCCUGCAGACGGAGCCCCCAGCCGCUGCCUCACUGGCCCAGGAAGGCUCCGACUCUGCCAGCCACAGAGCCCUCCGGAGGGAGAGAAGGAAGAUGAUGGAGAAAGACAUACUUCACAAAGUCACCUGGGAUGCCUGGGAUCCAGCCUGCUGUGACCUGACUCAAGUGAAGGAGAUGCCACCAGAGCGGCCCCAGGAGGGACUGCUGGUGCUCUCCCUCCAGCAACUUGAAGAGUGGGAUUUGGAUCAGGUCCUUCAGAGUCUGACAGGGCGAGAGGACGACCAGGGAGACGGUGCACCUGGAGCCGCGUGGUGGGCAGCCAACCACUGCCAGGGCCAAGACCACACUGAGCUGAGCACCCAGGACAGGCUCAUGGAACAGCUCGGCCUCCUGUGUGCCGCGCAGUCCAGAGCCUCUUCCUCUGCCCGGAGGGUGCCUGCUGAUACGCCCCGGGACAGCAAGCAGGAGGAGGCUGGAAGCAGAAGUGCUUCUAAGGGGCUGGGCAUCCACGCCGAGUUGGGCCUGAGGCUGGCGGAAGACAUGCGGCUAAGGAGCCCAGCAGAGCCUCCCACCGUCUUCAUGGAUCUGCGGCUGACGAAGCCAUCAGCCCAGGGGUCCUCGGGAAGCUCCAGCUCCCACUCCAGCUGCAGCUCCAGCUGCAUCUCCAGCUCCUCUGACAGUGAGGAGGAGGGAGGAGAGGAGACAGCAGCUCUGAGAGACCAGCGGGGCCCGGCCAGGCUACGAAGCCUAGAACACGCUGACGUGCUCUGUGACUCGGCAAGGACUGGGAGCCACAGUCCUUACUCUGAGCAUCUUGAGGAGCAGCGGACACGCUCUGGCUUUCCCCUGCUCAUGUCCCGUUUCUGUGGCAACGCAUUAGGAGGUCGGCUCCACGUGGUGUUGAUGGACAUUGCUUCUCUUGUGUCACAGGGACUGUACCGGGAAGAGUCAGCUUCUCCAGCAGCUCAGGGCAUUUCGGAAGGCAACGGCUCAGCCCGAGCUGCCUGCCGGCAAGGGUCCCAGCAGCCGAAGGCUCAGGCCCCUGGGGAUACGGCCAAAUUCAGGUGUGGGGGGAAGCAACAUGUAACACUCCGGGCAGAGAGGCAGAGCGCCCAAGCCAGACCCCCAGGAGGAAGUCCCGGGGCCCUGGGGGAACCUCUCGGGCCAGGGACAGUCAUGGAGGCCCUGGCGCCUCCCCUGGGCCAACUGUAGAUGCCUCCAGUAAUGGAUGUGAGAAGGUGAGCAGACGAUCUAAUUUUCCAUCAACACCCGAGGCCCUGGUGGCCCCCUCGCUCUCCCAUUUCCAUCGGAACGUACCUUUGCAGCACAGGGACCUUCCAACUGUGGAUCUAUCUGCAGCCCUGUGAGAAUUCAGUCAGAACAUUUUCAUGCACUGAGAGCAAAGAUGCCAGUACAGAUGUGUACACACAGCAUGACAACCCCAGUGGCCCCAACCCUCUGAAAAGGGACCAGAAGGAAACAGCAUGAAGACAGUGCUUUUGUUCUGAUACUGGGACUACAAGGCUUUUUCACCUUUUACCAUUUCUGCAUUUUUUCUGUUUAAUAUGCAUCUAUUACUUCCAACAUACAAGUUGUUUUUUUUUUAAACUGUAAAACAUAUUUAGCAAAUUUCAGGUCUUGAAAGAGAAUUUAGCUUGAUUUUCUGGGUCCUGGAUGUUUGCUGUUUUGUGCUCCUAAAUUAAUACCACAAACACACGCACGCACACACAGAGACCAAGUGGACUUUCUGAUAAAGGGGUCCACUGAAAUUUACUUUUGUUUAACCAAGACACAAAGGCACAUACAUGUUUCAGGUCCUUCCAAAGUAAAGGUGGAUUGACGUUCAGUUGUAGGAAGAAUGUGAAUGUUCUAACAGCUGAGCCUGUCCCUGUGGACAGCGGAGCAGCGUCUACCCUUGUGGAUAAGUAGCAAGAGCUGGGAGCCAUAGAAGGCUUUGCUGUCUUGCUCAACAUUACUAGUAUUACCCCCAAGGCCCUCAAUUUUCUGUAACUGCUGUUCUCAGCCCAGCUGCUCUCAACAGGCUGGAGCCCUGAUCUGUGGCACCUCUGUUCUCUCUCUAGCUUGUUUCCAGUAUCUCAGAGCCUCAGUCCUCCUCAGCCCCAUCUGCCCUGUGGGAAGAGCAGAGCCAUCAUCUCAGGCCCACCAGGCCAUGGGAUCAGGCAGCCUGCAGGGUCCUUGGCAUCUGGGCACGUGUUCCAGAG
This is a messenger RNA of Vicugna pacos (alpaca), 3345 nucleotides long. The record is from RefSeq and is a predicted model, not a curated record. NCBI's taxonomy places the organism in Eukaryota, Metazoa, Chordata, Mammalia, Artiodactyla, Camelidae.